AUGGGGAUGAAGAAACGGUCACGUGCUAUCGAUCGACAGCUCGAAGCAGAAUCAACGGAGUCAAGUUACGAACAUAGAGUCCUCCUUCUCGGUAGUGAGAGCAGUGGUAAAGACGAGAUAUUGAGAGAGAUGAGGAUUCUUCAUCAAAAUGAAUACACUAGGAGGCGCAUGGAAGCGCAUCGGAUUACUAUCAAUAAGAAUCUCAUCGACUGGGCGAAGGCUCCAGUUGAAGCUUUGGAACAGCUCAACAUGAACCCAGACACUGAGCAAACUCGACAACAUUGCCCCUUCUUAAGAAAUUCGAAAUUCUACGCUGAUCCGCAGAAGCCUUUGGGGAACGGCGAAUCUAUUAGCGCUCUGUGGAAAGAUCCUUAUGUACUCCAUGCUCGGACAGAACCAACCGGGGUCCAUGAGACUCGCAUUGUAAUGGACCACUUCGUGCAAUAUCGUGUUUUCGAUAUCGUUGAUCUAAACUCCGUCAAAAGAAAGUGGGCACACUACUUCGAGGACAUCACAUGGAUCAUCUUCGCAGUGGACCUGGCAUGCUAUGAUCAGCCUUUACUGGAGCACUCUUCGCAGAGCGAGAUGAUGGAGGUCUUGACAUAUUUCGACUCCAUCGUGAACUCCCGGUUCAAUGGCACCUAUAUCCAUCUAUUUCUCAACAACUAUGACAAACUGGAGGAGAAGCUGGGGAGAAUUCCACUUUCAAACUACUUUCCAGAUUACAGCGGCGGAAACGACGUAAGGAAAGCUGCAGAAUACAUCCUCUCGCGCUUCAACCAAGUCAAUCACGCCCAUCGCUACGUAAUCCCUUUUUUCACCCGACCCACGGACGCCAAGAUACGGUUUGCCGUCGCGGCUGUGAGGGACGCAAUGAGAUGUGUUAUCCCACGCCCAAUGGGUUUCGUUAACCCAACAGGUCUAAGAUGA
Molecule: messenger RNA, 930 nt
Organism: Mytilinidion resinicola
Lineage: Eukaryota; Fungi; Ascomycota; Dothideomycetes; Mytilinidiales; Mytilinidiaceae
Product: P-loop containing nucleoside triphosphate hydrolase protein
Exons: 1
Coding region: 1-930 (309 amino acids)
Biological process (GO): adenylate cyclase-activating G protein-coupled receptor signaling pathway
Cellular component (GO): heterotrimeric G-protein complex
Molecular function (GO): G protein-coupled receptor binding; GTPase activity; GTP binding
Source: RefSeq, a predicted model, not a curated record